Molecule: messenger RNA, 666 nt
Organism: Notechis scutatus (mainland tiger snake)
Lineage: Eukaryota; Metazoa; Chordata; Lepidosauria; Squamata; Elapidae
Source: RefSeq, a predicted model, not a curated record
AUGUUUAGGGGCCACAGCGCCUGGUUCUCGCAGAGCGUUGCCCCAGAGAUCCGCCGCCUUUGGGUUGGCGAAGGAGGUGUGAUUGUGAAUUCCGAAGCUGCCGAUUACCUCUUCAGCAGCAAUGCUUCUCACCCUGAUACAAAAAGGAUACACCAAAGUUUAGACUAUCUGGAGGAUCGAAUCACGGUGUUUCAUUCCUGCUUUCUGACUGAGAGUAUCAACGCCGAAAGAAAAAACACCGUAGCUCUAGGACAUUUCAUUCUCCUACCAGCCAGCUUGCAAAAAGAAAUUAGGGGAAAAACCAGCCACUUUAUAUGGGAACAGAUAACCAGUCCAGUCCAGUUACACUACGGUCCACUUACACUUCAGUCUGGUCCAACUCCUGAGUCAAAAAGCAACAAGAACCAAGAACAAUUGAGAAACAAGAAGGAACUGGAGAAAUGCCAAGGUCCAAGUUCACCUGAAAGAGGAAAGCUAACAUACGUUCCCCUUCAAGAUUAUCCAUCAAGCAACAUGGUGACAGGUUAUACUUCUGAGAAAGUAUUGAAGAAAUUUCUCGGGGAGAUACGAGAUUUCAUUCCUGGUUGUUCUGGUUAUUUUGCAUACUGGAUUCCAAACGAAACCAAUGUUUUCUCUGAUGUGAAGAUGAAAUUAAAGAGGAAGUAA